This is a messenger RNA of Castor canadensis (American beaver), 1134 nucleotides long. The record is from RefSeq and is a predicted model, not a curated record. NCBI's taxonomy places the organism in Eukaryota, Metazoa, Chordata, Mammalia, Rodentia, Castoridae.
GUCUUUAUGCCUUGCGAAGAGUCCUGAAGAAACAACCUGAUCUCCCUGAUAGCAAGGUGGCUGGGUUGGUGAAGAUUACUCUGAGUGAUUUCUUGCAGGGAAUGAAUGAUAUCAGGCCCAGCGCUAUGAGGGAGGUAGCAAUUGAUCUCCCAAAUGUAUCCUGGUCAGAUAUAGGAGGACUGGAAAAUAUCAAACUGAAAUUAAAGCAGGCUGUGGAAUGGCCCUUGAAACAUCCAGAGUCAUUUAUCAGAAUGGGUAUUCAGCCACCUAGAGGAGUUCUUCUGUAUGGACCACCUGGAUGUUCCAAAACAAUGAUAGCAAAGGCUUUGGCAAAUGAGAGUGGACUGAAUUUUCUGGCCAUUAAGGGACCUGAGUUAAUGAAUAAAUACGUUGGUGAAUCUGAAAGAGCAGUUAGAGAGAUCUUCCGAAAGGCAAGAGCAGUGGCUCCUUCCAUAAUUUUCUUUGACGAGCUUGAUGCCUUGGCAGUUGAAAGGGGCAGUUCUUCAGGUACUGGGCAUGUGGCCGACCGUGUCUUGGCUCAGCUCUUAACGGAGAUGGAUGGGAUUGAACAGCUCAAGGAUGUGACAAUUUUGGCAGCUACUAAUCGCCCAGAUAGGAUAGACAAGGCUUUGAUGCGGCCUGGAAGAAUUGAUAGAAUCAUCUACAUGCCUUUACCAGAUGCAGCUACAAGAAGGGAAAUAUUAAAACUGCAGUUUCACUCUAUGCCAAUCAGUAAUGAGGUUGACCUGAAUGAGCUCGUCCUCCAAACUGAUAAAUAUUCUGGAGCAGAGAUUAUUGCCAUCUGUAGGGAGGCGGCUCUUCUGGCUCUGGAAGAAGACAUUAAAGCCAACUGCAUCAUGAAGAGACAUUUUACUAAAGCCCUGAGCACUGUGACACCUAGAAUUUCUGAAUCAUUGAGGCGUUUUUAUCAAGAUUAUCAGGAGAAGAGCGGGCUACAUACACUCUGAGAAAAAAAGAAUAUUCAUUAUACUAAAAUCCUUCCUACAGAAAAUACCUUCUUUAAAUUUUGUCUUGAGAAUGUUAAAAAAAAAUCCUAAUUAGAUAAAAUGUUUGAAAUAUUUUUACUAAAAUUGAAGGGCUUUGGUUAUAGACAUUUUGAAUCUGUGGGUACAA